This is a messenger RNA of Alligator sinensis (Chinese alligator), 1547 nucleotides long. Its product is annotated as host cell factor 1-like. The transcript is spliced from 3 exons. The coding region runs from base 163 to 912 and encodes 249 amino acids. Gene Ontology annotation, biological process: chromatin remodeling; regulation of DNA-templated transcription. Gene Ontology annotation, molecular function: protein binding; transcription coactivator activity. Lineage: Eukaryota; Metazoa; Chordata; Crocodylia; Alligatoridae. The record is from RefSeq and is a predicted model, not a curated record. Gene Ontology annotation, cellular component: histone methyltransferase complex.
GUGUGUGUGUGUGUGUGUGUGUGUGUGUGUGUGUGUGUGUGUGUGUGCGCUGCCUGGGCCCCUUUGUGUGUGUGUUUGUGCGCGUGUCCAUGCGACGCCUUUGUCCUCCUUUGUGCGUGUAUAUGUGUCUAUGAUAGAUGUCAGGAUCUUUUGUGCGAAUGCAUGCAUUUGUGUUUGUGGGGCACAGGUGUGUCAAAUGCCUGGGUGUUCUGGGCAUGGGGGUUUUGUAGACAUGUGGAAUUUGACUCUGUCGGUACAUGUCUUUGUGUCUAUAUCAGAUGCCUGGGUUCUGUACCUGUGCUUCUGUAUCCCAAACUCCUAGGUCCCAGCUGUGCCUACACUGCUUUCCCUAUGGCAUUAUCCCAGGUUCAGAGCUGUGUGUCUGCACCCAAUGAGGCCCUACUAAGGGGUGGGGAUUGGGGGUUGCCCCCCAAACUCGCCCCCCUCCCUUCUAACUCCCCCCCCCUCCUCCUGCAGAGCCCAGAUGGAGCACACCUGACCUGGGAGCCCCCCUCAGUGACAUCCGGCAAGAUCAUCGAGUACUCGGUGUACCUGGCCAUCCAGAGUGCAGGGGCAGGGCCUGAGCCCAAGGGGGCAGGGCCAGGCCCAGCUGGCGGUGCAGGGCCAGGGCCAGCCCAGCUGGCCUUCAUGAGGGUCUACUGUGGGCCAAGCCCCUCAUGCCUGGUGCAGUCAGGCAGCCUGUCCAGUGCCCAUAUUGACUACACCACCAAGCCGGCCAUUAUCUUCCGUAUUGCUGCCCGCAAUGAUAAGGGCUAUGGCCCUGCCACCCAGGUGCGGUGGCUCCAAGAGUCCAGCAAGGAUGGCUCCAUGGCCAAGCCAGCAGGCAAACGCCCACUCUCCUCCCCCGACAUGAAAUCUGCUCCAAAGAAGCCUAAGGCCGAGGGGCAGUGAAGGACCCCUACAACACCACCCCAGGCAGCUCACAGCACUGGCUCAAAGGAUGGAACCUACCCCCCUGCUCCAUGGGGGGCAACAAGAGCUACACCUCCCAGAAGGGGCUGGGGAGAGGCUUUUCAGUGGGUGGGCUGGCUGGAAUUAAGUUCUUUUGUACUCCCCUCCCCCACCUUGGGGUCCCCCUUCCUUUGUACGGGGGGGGGGGCAGAGAUAUUGCCAUGACAAGUCCCCCCACAUCCAAGCUGGGGUUCCUAUUUGCCUGCCACCUGAGGAGGCUGUGAUUUGAGGGUGGGGUCUAAGCUUGGACCCUGCUCCCGUUGUCCUUCUGGGGAGUGCCCCCCUUUCUCCCUCAGACACAUUUUUUGUAUAAAACCCCCGUUUUUUUAGGAAAAAAAAAUUAAAGGAAAAAAAAAAAAAAGGUCUGUAAGGGGUAGGGGCGGGGACUCCCUACUUGGCUCCGCCCCCUUUCGGUCCAACCCCCGUUUUGUAUUAUAGUGUAUUUCGCUGUGGACGCCCUGUCCCCAGGCCUCGACCUCCGCCCCUCCCGGGACAGGCCCUGCCCCCUCCCCGUGCCGUCGUAUCUGUCGUUUUUGUGCUAUUUUGAACAAUUAAAGACAUUUUUUUGAAGUAAA